AACCAAACAAAGCCUUACAGUAAACUUCUUUGAAGGUUCUUUCCUAUUUUGGUUUCACACACCACACAAAUUUUCCACUAUAUAAACACAACAAACGCUUAUUGCUUUGCUUGUAAUACUCCACUCAUCCUUAUCAUUCUCUUUCUUUUCUCGUAUAAGUUUCUUAUCCAAAAUGGUUAUGGCUCAGGAGAAGAAGCUCGUAGAUUCAGUGUCCGGUUGGCUCAGACUUUAUGACGACGGUUCAGUGGACCGGAUAUGGACCGGACCACUGGAGUUUAAGUUCAUGGCAGAACCAGUUCCGGCUCAUGAACAAUUCGUUGACGGAGUCGCCACUCGUGACGUCAUCAUCGAUGACAAGUCGGGCCUCCGUGUUCGGCUUUAUCUUCCCGAGCCAGCUCCAGGCGAGACUGGCAAGCUUCCGGUGCUAGUCCAUUUCCAUGGUGGUGGGUUCUGCAUAAGCGAAGCCAAUUGGUUCAUGUACUACCAUGUGUACACUGAGUUCGCCCGAUCGGCCCGAGUCAUCUGCGUCUCCCCUUAUCUCCGGCUAGCCCCGGAGAAUCGUCUUCCUGCCGCCAUGGACGAUGGGUUAUCGUCGCUUCUAUGGCUUCAAUCCCUCGCCAAAGGUGACUCCCACGAACCAUGGCUCUCUGAACAUGCCGAUUUCAACCGUGUCUUCCUCAUCGGAGACAGCUCCGGCGGGAAUGUUGUCCACGAGGUGGCUGCAAGAGCUGGAAAUUUAGACCUAAGCCCGGUGAGAUUGGCCGGUGGGGUACCGAUCCACCCAGGUUUUGUCCGGUCGGAGAGGAGCAGGUCGGAGUUAGAGAAGCCUCAAACCCCGUUCUUAACUCUGGACAUGUUGGACAAGUUCUUGAGCUUAGCGUUGCCGGUCGGAAGUAACAAGGACCAUCCGAUUACCUGCCCAAUGGGCGAGGCUGCGCCGCCGUUGGAGGGACUGAAACUGCCGCCGAUUCUGCUGUGCGUGGCGUCGAUGGACUUGAUUGUAGACACAGAGAUGGAGUACUAUGGGGCGAUGAAGAAGGCUAACAAAGAAGUGGAGCUAUUUGUGAGUUUGGGUAUGACCCAUAGCUUUUACUUGAACAAAGUUGCGGUGGAUUCGGAUCCAAAUACGGGUAAACAAACCCGAGAUCUUAUUGCUAAGGUGAAAGAGUUCAUCAAUAAGCACUGAAGUUGGCAGGCAGGGAAGAGGAGCAGAAGCAGCCACUCAACUUUUCGGUUAAUUAUAUUAUAAUCAUCAUUAUGAUAAUUAUUUAUGUGAUAAUAUUGGUGUGGCUUAGAUUUGAGUCUUUUAGCUUUUAUAAAAUUGUGAGUGCUUUUUCUAUGUCACUACUUUUUAUUUUUGUAAUCUUUUUGUCCUAAGAAGAGGGUGCCCAUAUUUGGAGUAGCCUUUUCAGAGAAUUUCGUUUUCUUUGUUUGGCCCGAUUCAGAGAAUUUUGUUGAGCCCUGUCACAAUUGAAAGGACUUAAAAGUAA
This is a messenger RNA of Neltuma alba, 1490 nucleotides long. Its product is annotated as probable carboxylesterase 15. Lineage: Eukaryota; Viridiplantae; Streptophyta; Magnoliopsida; Fabales; Fabaceae. The transcript has a single exon. Gene Ontology annotation, molecular function: hydrolase activity. The coding region runs from base 173 to 1186 and encodes 337 amino acids. The record is from RefSeq and is a predicted model, not a curated record.